Syzygium oleosum is the source of this 1510-nucleotide messenger RNA. RefSeq names its product mevalonate kinase. Gene Ontology annotation, biological process: isoprenoid biosynthetic process. The coding region runs from base 69 to 1241 and encodes 390 amino acids. The transcript is spliced from 5 exons. Gene Ontology annotation, molecular function: ATP binding; mevalonate kinase activity. Gene Ontology annotation, cellular component: cytoplasm. The record is from RefSeq and is a predicted model, not a curated record. NCBI's taxonomy places the organism in Eukaryota, Viridiplantae, Streptophyta, Magnoliopsida, Myrtales, Myrtaceae.
GGGAGGCCAAUCCAUCCGCCGGCGACCGAGCGAAUCGCGCGCGUGGGGGUGGGGUGGGGUGAGGAGAAAUGGAGGUGACGGCGAGGGCCCCCGGGAAGAUCAUCCUCUCCGGCGAGCACGCGGUGGUCCACGGAUCGGUCGCCGUGGCCGCGUCCAUCAAUCUCUACACCUACGUCACCCUCCGCGUCCCGUCGCCCUCCUCCUCCGCAGAGACCAGCGACACCCUUACACUCCACCUCAAGGACAUGGGGUUAGAAUUUUCUUGGCCUAUUGGUAGAAUUAAAGAAGCUCUUUCAGAAUCAAAUGAUCUCGACUGUUCAAGCCCCAAGACAUGCUCCGGAAAAUUUGCAGAAUCAAUUUCUGCUCUAGUUGAAGAACAAAACAUUCCAGAGGAAAAAAUUGCACUUGCAUCUGGAGUUUCAGCUUUCCUCUGGCUCUACACCUGUAUCCAAGGGUUUAAGCCUGCCACCGUGACUGUCACUUCGGAGCUUCCUCUCGGUUCAGGGUUGGGAUCAUCAGCUGCAAUUUGUGUGGCACUCUCAGCUGCUUUUCUUGCUUUCUCCAAAUCUGUGAGCUUGGACAAAGGCCAUAAAGGAUGGCUCGAUUUUGGGGACAAUGAACUCGAAUUGUUGAAUAAAUGGGCUUUUGAAGGCGAAAAGAUUAUUCAUGGAAAGCCGUCGGGAAUUGACAACACUGUGAGCACAUAUGGUAACAUGAUCAAGUUUAAGUCAGGAAGUUUGACACGCAUCAAGUCCGCUGUGCCCCUUAGAAUGCUCAUUACCAACACAAAAGUGGGGAGGAACACGAAAGCUUUAGUCGCAGGUGUUUCUGAGAGGACCUUGAGACAUCCAGAUGCCAUGACUUCUGUGUUCAACGCUGUUGAUUCUAUCAGCAAAGAAUUGUCGACUAUAAUCCAAGCACCCGCUCCCGACGACAUUUCGGUGACAGAGAAGGAAGAGAAAAUAAGGGAGUUGAUGGAAAUGAAUCAAGGUUUGCUUCAGUGCAUGGGGGUCAGCCAUGCCUCCAUAGAGACAGUCUUGCGCACGACAUUAAAGUUUAAAUUAACCUCCAAACUAACUGGAGCUGGGGGCGGAGGUUGUGUUCUGACGUUGCUGCCAACCCUGCUAUCAGGAACAGUUGUUGACAAAGUGAUUCCUGAAUUGGAAACUUGCGGGUUCCAAUGCUUGAUCGCUGGAAUCGGUGGGAAAGGUGUCCAAGUCUCUUUCAGCGGUUCUUCGUGAUCCCCAUCUCGCAGUGGCUAAAGAUGCAGGAACUGGCGACGAACCAUAGAAAGAUUUGCCUUCGCCUCCCUUCUUCUGGGUCUGUUGUUGUACUUGUAUAUUAUGCUCUCUUGCCUUUUGUGUUUCGAUUUUAACUUAACUCUUUAAUCUCGGUCUCUCAUUGAUGUCGGAUUACUAUGUUACUGCAAAUCAAGCGCUCAGAUUUAAUAACUCGAGUAAUAAAUUGCUCUUGAUUCGGACCAAUGAGAUCCGGCGAACUACUUUUGCAA